Trachymyrmex cornetzi is the source of this 580-nucleotide messenger RNA. RefSeq lists its product as uncharacterized. The transcript is spliced from 5 exons. The coding region runs from base 29 to 580 and encodes 183 amino acids. The record is from RefSeq and is a predicted model, not a curated record. Lineage: Eukaryota; Metazoa; Arthropoda; Insecta; Hymenoptera; Formicidae.
UGUAUUGUCCAUAAGGUUCUUCUUGAAAAUGGCUUCUAAAGAAAAAAGUAGCAAAAGCAAACAUUAUACAGAUAUGGAAAAGAAAGUAUUUCUACAAAUACUUGAUAAAUACAAACAUGUAAUAGAAGUAAAAAAAAAUGACAGCACAACAUUAAAAGAUAAAGAUGUUGCAUGGGGCGAAAUAUGCAAUGAAUUUAAUCAGUCAACGUUAAUUUGUCACGAGAGAACUGCUCAGCAAUUAAAGAAAUUAUGGGCAAAUCUAAAGCAAUAUCAACGAGAAGCAUUAACAAAGGAGAAACAGUCAUUUAUGGCAACUGGUGGAGGACCACAGGAGACAAAAAUAGAAGUCGAUCCUGACAUUGCCAAUAUCGCACCCCAUUUGAUGAAGACCGCACCAGUAUUAUUUUCAUCUAAUAUGACAGAAACUGAAAUUCAAGAUAAACAUGACUUGGUGUUUGAUCUCAUAUGUACUGACGAAGGUAUAGAAGAAUUGUCUAAUACAGGACAUGUGAUAAACAUAAGUGAUGUAGAAAGUACUACUGCUUCGCCAGCGUAUUUCUUUGACUAUGGCAAGUACUAA